This is a messenger RNA of Daucus carota subsp. sativus, 1465 nucleotides long. RefSeq names its product RING-H2 finger protein ATL16. Gene Ontology annotation, molecular function: transferase activity. NCBI's taxonomy places the organism in Eukaryota, Viridiplantae, Streptophyta, Magnoliopsida, Apiales, Apiaceae. The record is from RefSeq and is a predicted model, not a curated record. The transcript has a single exon. Bases 313 to 1329 code for a protein of 338 amino acids. Gene Ontology annotation, biological process: protein ubiquitination.
CGCCUUCGUUGUCGUCGGGCUCGUUCACAACAGACGUAUGUUAUCGUAUAUAUAUAAAUUGUCGGGGACUCGGACCCAUUUGCACCAAACAUAUAUAUCACCCAAAAAUACAAGUCUCCUCCUCAAUCAGUGGCUACCCUUGUCUAUCAAUAUUGUGACACUGGAGAGAUGACCCCAUAUACAUCUUGUUUCUUCCCAUCUCUCUUUUUAACAAUUUGUGCACCUUGGUAACAUCUUCAUGUGUUCUCAAGAUCUAGAGAACAGAACCCUUUCUUUAGCCACAGCUUUUUUCACAACACUACCAGAGUGUCCAUGGAUCUAAGAGGCCUCAACAUUCAUGCAUCUCAAACUCUGUCCCAAAUUAAAAGCCCACCAAGCCCUUCACUGCUAAACACUUCACAUCUUCACUCCUCACAACAUGGUUUCCCAAUCAUAGUCAUAGCCAUCAUUGGCAUAUUAGCCACAGCUUUUUUACUACUAGGCUACUACAUCUUUGUCAUCAAAUGCUGCUUGAACUGGCACAGAAUCGACAUUCUGGGUCGAUUUUCGUUGUCAAGAAAUCGCAACCAAGACCCUUUAAUUGGCUACACUCCAGCUAUCGAGAACAGGGGAUUGGACGAAUCAGUGAUUCGUUCAAUCCCCAUUUUUCAGUUCAAGAAAACAGAGAAAGAAGACCCUGAAAAGGGGAUAAGUUUUUCCGAAUGCGCUGUGUGUCUGAAUGAGUUUCAUGAACAAGAGAAGCUGAGGAUGAUACCAAAUUGUGGCCAUUUGUUUCACAUUGAUUGCAUUGAUGUCUGGCUCCAAAACAAUGCUAAUUGUCCCCUUUGUAGAACCAGCAUUUCACUAGAUUUUCAAUAUGCAGUGGCGGAUUCAGCUCCUGCUAAUCAUGAUCAAGCUCAACAUAAUGACAACUUAGUAGGCCUCGAAGAGGAUUACGUUGUGAUUGAACUAGGUGAAGAAUGUAACCAAGAAAAACCAACGAGUCCUUUACAAAAGAGGAUGGGGAACAAGAUGGUCAAGAAAAGAUCCAAGAAAAUUGGGUUUUGUCAUUCAAGUAUGGGAGAUGAAUGCAUUGAUACUAGAAUCAAAGACGAAAGAUUAUCAGUGCAGCCCAUUCGGAGAUCAUUUUCGAUGGACUCAGCUACGGACCGACAGCUCUAUUUAGCAGUUCAAGAGAUUGUAAAUCAAACUAGAAAUGGUAAUAGCCAUGGAAGUGACAUUGUAAGUAGUAGUGAAGCUUGCAGUAGUAGAAUCAGACGAUCAUUCUUUUUAUUUGGGCAUGGCAGGGGAUCAAGAAGAGCAGUUUUGCCCCCACAAAUGGAACACUGAAGUUGGUUCAUAAAUUUUUUUUAUUUCUUUUGUAAAAUUUAUCAUUGCUGAUUUGUGUACUACUGUGACAUAGAAAGAGGGAUUUUGUUCUAGAUAUAUUAAGCUAUUUAGCUAAGGUUGUGACUUUUUCAGCAAA